Aspergillus pseudonomiae is the source of this 1177-nucleotide messenger RNA. RefSeq names its product 2-oxo-4-hydroxy-4-carboxy-5-ureidoimidazoline decarboxylase. Bases 315 to 878 code for a protein of 187 amino acids. The transcript has 3 exons. NCBI's taxonomy places the organism in Eukaryota, Fungi, Ascomycota, Eurotiomycetes, Eurotiales, Aspergillaceae. The record is from RefSeq and is a predicted model, not a curated record.
GGCUUGCCUUAAGCUUUUAACUAGUCGCACAAACAACAACGAUGCCCAAAUUCUAAUACUAAGAAUAUUGCAUAAAAAAAAAGUGGAAUAAACCUUUCAAUCUUCAAUUCCCCACAUACUCGCCCUACUCUGUACCAUGCUUUCCGCGCUGGAGAUCUCCGCCUUGCUCGGAGACUGCCGAUGCGGGGACCAUCGACCUCACUAUAUAUCGAAACCCAACCAAUUUUUAACAGAAGCGCUACCUCCAACUGUAAUUUCAGCAUUGUGUUUGCACAGAAACUACUACACUGGAAUAUUUCCGCGCAUAGAUCGCCAUGUCUCCCAAUCUCCCCUCGCCGUCAUCGCUCAUCUCGCUCCCACAGGAACAACAGUUCCAGGUGCUCGACACGCUCUUUGAGCCAUCGCCGGAGCUUCAUGCGCUGAUGGCUCCUGUUCUGGCCAAUCAGACAUUCUCCUCAUAUGCUAGUCUGAUUGAUGCCGUCGGAGGCCGCAUGUCCGCUCUAUCUGCGGCGAAUUCGCCGACUGAUAAAGCCGUUCUGGUCGGAAUUUUGGGAUCGCAUCCCCGUCUGGGACGACCGAAGGUGGCGCAAUCCGAGCAUCUAAGUGAAUUGAGCAAGAAGGAACAAGCGCAGUUAAACACAGGCGCAGAGGAGCUAGCGGAACGAUUGCGACUGCUAAACGCUGAAUACGAGGAGAAAUUCCCUGGAUUAAGAUUUGUAACUUUUGUCAAUGGACGGACCCGAGACGUUAUCAUGGUGGAGAUGCGACAAAGAAUUGACAGAGGUGAUGCCGAGAGGGAGAUAGAAGAAACUAUCCAGGCAAUGUGUGAUAUAGCUAAAGAUCGGGCGCGAAAGUUGGAACAGGUGUCGCGGAUAUAGAUCCCUGAAGAACAUACUAUAGGCGGAUUAAUCAGGGUAUAUCGCCGCAAUUAAGCGUCGUCAAAUUAGGAUAGCUCGUGGUCAAAGGAAUUCCAGUCUAAGGGCCACCUUAUCGCUCAACGCAGACAUCCAGUCACGAUCGCGUGAGUGGUGCUCAAGCGUUGUAGCUAUGGCAACCGAUGUGGAGACCAAUUCAACUCUGCUUGGCCGCUGUAUAAUCAGAACAGAGAUCGCAUAACGUGUCAUGUCUUCUAGAAAGUGAUAUUAUCAAUUGAAUGAAUGCGGAGAUAACAGGGCCA